AAUGAUUGUAAUUCCGGUGCGGGUUGCCAGCUAGCGUUAAUGUUAGCUAACAUAACGUACGUGGGCUAGCCUGCCUGUUUGCUGCUGAUUGCAAAGUGGCGUUAUGGCUAACUGCUUCCGUUACACUGGUUUACAUGGUUUCGUUUUGUUCUCCACCCUCAUAGAGCAACAUGGACAAAAUACAAGCAUGAAUAGUUAAAAACAAAACAAAAAAACGAGGCUCAGUAAAGGGUCGUGGCGUUUGUUGCUGUUGUUUACACUGAAUACAGGACGCACGCCUGCCUGGUAGCCUGUAAACUGGAUUUGCCUCACAAACUGUUGACGUGGUUUUAUUUCUGUAGACCGCUAUGGCACCAGGGGAUGUGGUGCCAGACCAUGCCAAACAGCUUAAGUCCAAGGAGAAGCGGCCUGGAAGCAGGGCCUCAAAGACCGACUGUGAGCCUGAUGGUUCCUUUGUGUUUGAGGCCCAUGAGGCCUGGAAGGACUUCCACAACUCCCUCAGGCAUUUCUACGAAGUAGGGGAGCUCUGUGACGUCACACUGAAGGUGGGCAGUAGGCUGAUACCAUGCCACAAGCUUGUGCUGGCCUGUGUCAUCCCUUACUUCAGGGCCAUGUUCCUGUCGGAGAUGUCUGAGGCCAAGCAGGAACUGAUUGAGAUAAAGGACUUUGAUGGUGACGCCAUUCAAGACUUGGUGCAAUUUGCCUACUCUUCCAGGCUCACUUUAACUGUAGACAAUGUUCAGCCACUACUUUAUGCUGCUUGCAUCCUUCAGGUGGAGCUGGUAGCAAGGGCUUGCUGCGAGUACAUGAAGGCCCACUUCCACCCCACCAACUGCCUAGCAGUGCGCACGUUUGCUGAGAGCCAUAAUCGAGUGGACCUGAUGGACAUGGCUGACCGCUAUGCCUGUGAGCACUUCUGUGAGGUGGUGGAGUGUGAGGACUUCCCCUGUGUUUCACCCCAGCACCUGCGCACACUGCUGUCCUCCAGUGAGCUGAACAUUCAUUCAGAGACACAAGUGUACAACGCGGCAAUCAAAUGGCUUAAAGCAAAUCCACAGCACCACGAGACCUGGCUGGACCAGAUCAUGUCUCAGGUUCGCCUCCCCCUGCUCCCAGUGGAAUUCCUGACAGGAACAGUGGCAAAGGAGGAGAUGAUCAAAGGUAACCUGAGCUGUCGCGACCUGUUGGACGAAGCCAGGAACUACCACCUGCACCUCAGCAACAAGGUGGUGCCAGACUUUGAAUAUUCAGUCCGCACCACACCCAGGAAACACACUGCAGGUGUUUUGUUCUGUGUGGGUGGUCGGGGCGGUUCCGGUGACCCAUUUCGCAGCAUCGAGUGCUAUUCCAUUACCAAGAACAGCUGGUUUUUUGGCCCUGAGAUGAACAGUAGACGACGGCACGUGGGAGUGAUAUCUGUUGGAGGCAAGGUGUAUGCUGUUGGGGGCCAUGAUGGCAGCGAACACUUAGGCAACAUGGAGAUGUUUGACCCCCUCACCAACAAGUGGAUGAUGAAAGCUUCCAUGAACACCAAGAGGAGGGGUAUAGCCCUGGCAGCUCUUGGUGGUCCUAUCUAUGCUAUUGGAGGUCUGGAUGACAACUCAUGCUUCAACGAUGUGGAGCGUUAUGACAUUGAAAGCGACCGCUGGAGUGCCGUAGCUCCCAUGAACACACCCAGAGGAGGAGUGGGAUCUGUGGCAUUAGGGAGUUACGUGUACGCUGUGGGGGGCAACGAUGGCGUGGCAUCUCUGUCCAGUGUGGAGCGCUUUGACCCUCACCUCAACAAAUGGACAGAGGUCAAGGAGAUGGGCCAGCGACGGGCUGGAAAUGGAGUCAGCAAACUGAAUGGCUGCCUCUAUGUAGUGGGUGGUUUUGACGACAACUCGCCCCUGAGUUCUGUGGAGCGUUUUGACCCACGGAUGCACCGCUGGGAGUAUGUGUCCGAGCUAACAACGCCCCGCGGUGGAGUCGGGGUGGCCACCGUAAUGGGGCGGGUGUUUGCAGUCGGUGGCCACAAUGGGAACAUCUACCUGAACACAGUGGAGGCUUUCGAGCCUCGAAUGAACAGGUGGGAGCUGGUGGGCUCAGUGUCCCACUGCCGGGCCGGGGCCGGGGUGGCUGUCUGCUCCUCUCACAUCAGCCAAAUCAGGGAUGUGGGCCAGGGCUCUAGCAACGUGGUCAACUGCAUGUGACUGACGCUCCGCUUCCCAGGUGACUGCUGAGCCUCCAGCAGAUCUGAUUUGCCAAGCACCCCGUCCAGCCCCACAGUCCAGAGUGAUAUCCCCUCAUUACAGCACCGUCACAAAGACGUGACAGACAUUAUGUCAGACUGAACAGCAGCGCUCGCGUUCAGUCUACACACAGUGACUGAGGAAUAUCAUGGUGAUAUUUCAGACUUAAUCAUGUGGACAUCUGAAGUCACCUGAAGUCUUCUCUGAGCCCUCUAAGAAAAAGAAACAAAGAUUUCUUUUAUUCUGUUUGUGAUAUUUGCAUUUCAGUGAUGUAUUAUCUAGUACUGUAUUUUCUAGCUUCUUUUUAUUUGACUGCCUUGACAUAGAUUUUUUUUUUGUUUGUUUGAUUUUUUUGUUUUUAUUAUUAUUAAGGGAAAAAUGGUAGCUGAGUCUAGUACCGGCCUCUUUGAGUAGAAAUGAGUCAUAAUCAGCACUACUAUAUUAACCUACAAACUCCACAUUAUUAACCUGGAUUACAUAGUGGGCCAGUAUGAACGCUUUUCAAAGGCUUUUUGCUUGAGACUGUACCUGGAUUGCACUUUGGCUCUAUAGUUUUCAUUACCCAGAGAAGGCUCACAAACUAGAGAAUAUUCAUACUGUAACACUCAUCUCCUAUUUUGCAGUGCAGUUAGAAAACUAAUAUUUUCACGAGUCUGUGUGAACUCGGCAGGUUGACCUCACCCACGUCCACAAGAUGCUUCUUAUUCAGCCUCGUGUCAGGAUAAGCAAAGGCAUCAUGGGCAUGGUGUUUUGAUUUUCGAAGAUGGAUUUUAGAGUUAUCUUAUCAGCAGGUCCCACUGCAGUAUGCUGGAUCGCACCCCAGCGGUGCAGCUGGGUGUAAAUGCAUUUGUACAAUCGUUGUCGGCUGAUUGGGACAGCCGGUCGUUGGUUAGCACGUGGCAGGCCCAAGGAAUCUUAGCGCUGCAAGUGCCAAACAGAGGAACUUGUGUGAAGCUUUUAGAGAGAGCUACGGAUGCAAACUUUUGCUGGUCCAACCUUUUGCUGAGUCAUAUCGCUCCCUUACCUCAGAGCUGAGAAAAGCACGACUGUAGAUUGAUAGAGCAAUACCCUGCAGCCCACCAGUUCUGCUCGAUUUACAAAGUUGUUACGUAGACAUCUGUGGAGAUCUAUUUGAAGCUGGCAGGGAAAUGAUUUUCAACUUCAGAAUUUGUGUUUGACGAUAGCUGGACUGUCAGAAUCCUAAUCAAGAGUGCUUUCAGAUGUGAAUGAGAUUAGACUGAGAUUUCUCUCUGGCAAUUGGUUCAGAUAUAUUUUAAUAUAUGGAAUUUUGUAUUACCAAAUAGGUGUAUCUUUGGUGUUCUUCUUUUCUACAUUAUCUAAUCCAUUGCUGUGCACUAUUUUCCUAGAAUAGAUGUGAAGUUUGGGUAUAUUUUUUUUGUCAUGAAAUAAGAAUUUUAUGUAGUGAUUUUUUUUUUUUUUUUUUUCCAGAUGUCUUGACAAUACUUGCAUUUCUUUGGCUUUGAGUUUGAAGAUGGCUCUUGAACUCUCAUGCUGAUUUGGGGCAUAUGUAAGGAAUUUGAAGGCAUUUCUUGCAACUCUGUUAAUUUUUUUUUUUCACAAUAGGUUGAGAAAAUGAUGAUUUUUAAACAGAUAUUAUUUACAUACUCAGAAGGAAAAAAAACAUUGCUACACAGCUUGUGUUCCUCUAUAAUCAAUAUGAGUGCAAUUUAGUCAACCUGGUUGUGUUUUGUGCUGUUACCAUUCCUCCUUUGACUGCUUCAAUUGUGUGCUAUUCAUUUACAUGGCAUUGGUAUAAUAAAAUAAAAUUAUGCAUCAUG
Myripristis murdjan (pinecone soldierfish) is the source of this 4030-nucleotide messenger RNA. RefSeq names its product kelch-like family member 8 (gene klhl8). The coding region runs from base 348 to 2192 and encodes 614 amino acids. The transcript is spliced from 12 exons. Lineage: Eukaryota; Metazoa; Chordata; Actinopteri; Holocentriformes; Holocentridae. The record is from RefSeq and is a predicted model, not a curated record. Gene Ontology annotation, molecular function: protein binding.